UUAUUUUAGGUUGGUCGGGUCAGAUCCAGGAGAAGCAGAACUGUACUCAGUCUGCCUCACCUUCAGCUCUUGGACUCUGGUCGAGUCAGAACCAGGACCGGAGAGAACAUGGAGCUCUUUGAUGCUGAGAAGAAAGGUCGAGGUCUGAGAGCCACCAGGGACCUGAAACCCGGUGAGGUAGUUCUGGCUGAGCCCAGUUACUCUGCUGUGGUGUACGACAGUUUGGUCUAUCAGGUGUGCCACAGCUGUUUCCGCCGGCAGACCAAGCUGCAGCGCUGCGCUCAGUGCCGGUUCGCCCACUACUGCGACCGCACCUGCCAGAGUGCAUGCUGGGAGGAACACAAGCAGGAAUGUGCUGCCAUACGGGGUUCAGGCUUUGCUCCCAACCAGAACAUCCGCCUGGCAGCCCGAGUGAUGUGGCGCCGGAGGAAGGACCAGGGUCUGGCUUCAGACAGUCAGUUAGUAGCUGCAGACCAGCUGAAGGAUCACCUGGAGGACCUGCCUGAAGAGGAGCAGAACAAGGUCCAGAGUGACGUGGACAACCUGUUGAAGUUCUGGAUCGAUGGCGCCAAGCUUCACUCUGAGGGCUACAUCCGCCACAUUCUGGGCCUGGUCAGGUCUAACGGACUUCCCCUGACAGACCAGAGGGGUCUGCAGAAUGUGGGUUUGGGUCUCUUCCCCAAUCUGAGCCUGGUGAACCACGACUGCUGGCCCAGGUGUACUGUCACCUUCAACCAUGGCAACCAAUCAGCUGUGAGCUCCGCUCUGCACUCCAAGACCAGGAUGGAGCUGCGAGCUCUGAGGAAGAUCUCCAAGGGUGAGGAGCUGACCUUCAACUAUGUGGACCUCCUGAACCUUUCGGCUGAAAGGCAGAAGCAGCUGAAGGAGCGAUUCCAUUUUGACUGCAGCUGUCAGCGCUGCAGCCAGCAGCUGGGCGAUGACCUAAUGUCUGCGUCUUCAGAGAGCAAGCAUUCGGCUGAUAAAGUCAAAGAGGUGUCGGCCUUCAGCCAGGAGAGUCUGAAGAAGAUUGAAAGAGCCGGACAAGAUGGAGAUUACAGCGAGGUACUGAGGUUGAGUCUGGAGGUUCUGGCAAAGCAGGAGGACGUUCUGGCUGACACUCACCUGCUCAGGCUGCGAGCGCUGGGCGUGGCCACCGAGGUGCACUCACACUUGAGGAAGUUCUCUGAGGCUGCAGAGUUCGCCUGGAGGAUGGUGGAGGGAUACAUGAAGCUGCUCCAUCCUAACAGCCCCCAGCUGGGGAUGGCCAUGAUGCGAGCAGGGGUCAUCCUCUGGCAUGCAGGGCAGGUGGAGGCGGGUCACAAUAUGAUCUGUAGGGCGUACCGGAUCCUGAUGGCGACCCACGGACCAAACCACUCCAUCACCAGAGACCUGGAGUUGAUGCGGUCACAGACGGAGACGGAGCUGAAGACGUUGAAGGACUUGGACCUGCAGGACUCCACCAGGAAAAACCUGCCGAUGGUCUGCAGCUCCGCCGAGGACAACAUUAAAGGGUUCCUCCGCAAACAGUAAAAUAGGAAAAAAACUAUUAUAUUAAAUAUUUAAAGGUUGUACAGUUACCGUUCUGUGUCGAGCCUCUGAGUCAUUAAAGGAUCAACAAUAAAA
Messenger RNA from Nematolebias whitei (Rio pearlfish), 1623 nucleotides. Its product is annotated as histone-lysine N-methyltransferase Smyd1. The transcript has 10 exons. Bases 109 to 1530 code for a protein of 473 amino acids. Lineage: Eukaryota; Metazoa; Chordata; Actinopteri; Cyprinodontiformes; Rivulidae. Gene Ontology annotation, cellular component: nucleus. Gene Ontology annotation, molecular function: protein binding. The record is from RefSeq and is a predicted model, not a curated record.